Messenger RNA from Acipenser ruthenus (sterlet), 4432 nucleotides. It is a transcript of the gene hdac6, whose product is annotated as histone deacetylase 6. Gene Ontology annotation, biological process: chromatin organization. The record is from RefSeq and is a predicted model, not a curated record. Gene Ontology annotation, molecular function: histone deacetylase activity; zinc ion binding. Lineage: Eukaryota; Metazoa; Chordata; Actinopteri; Acipenseriformes; Acipenseridae. Gene Ontology annotation, cellular component: histone deacetylase complex.
GCGCUUGUGGCGCACAGCAAGCAGGGUGAGGUCCGUUUCCCCCGCGGCGGUGGUGUGGUGACGCCAUCGCCCGGCGCCAGGGCUGGUCUGAUUUUUUCGUAAACCAAUUUUUUUGCAGAGGCGAAGUGCAAAGAAGAACGACAGCGAGCGAUUGAUAUUCAGAGCAGCCGACAAAUUAAUUGAGAGUAACAGCAAUUUGCAAGAUUUUUCAACGCCUUGAAAAAAGAACUUUCCUUUGGUCAUGGAUUCCAUACCUGAUCCGUCCAAUCAGAGAGCACUGCGAGGCUCCUCCCGCUCACCUAGGUCACCAGGCUCCGCCUCCCAGUCCCAGAAGAAAGUUGGUAAGAAGGGCAGCCAGAAUUCAGGGCUGCAGGAAGAGAAGAAGAAAGGGAGGAUGAACAGAAGCCAUGGAGAAGAGGAGAUGAUCAAGCAGCUCGGACACCUGGAUCUCAGGAGCUCUCCUGUGGGUGUAGGUACCGGGCUAGUGUUCACUGAGAAAUGCAAAGAGUACAGCUGUCUGUGGGAUGCCAGCCACCCGGAGUGUCCAGACAGACUGACCGCAGUGAUGGAGAAGGUGGAGCAGUACGGGCUGCUGUCACGCUGUGCACGGGUCGAGGAAAGAGCUGCAACAGAAGAAGAGCUGUUGCUGGUUCACAGUCCGGAGUACGUGGCGCAGAUGAGAUCCACUCAGCACAUGGGACAGGAGGAGCUGCAAUCCCUUUCUGACACAUUCGACUCCAUCUAUAUUCACCCUGAGUCUUUUCACUGUGCCUGCCUGGCUGCAGGGUCUGUGCUGCAGCUUGUGGACACAGUGAUGACAGCCCAGCUUCGAAACGGCUUCUCCAUUGCCAGACCACCUGGGCACCACGCCCAGAGGGAUCAGAUGAACGGCUACUGCAUGUUCAACAACCUGGCCAUCGCCGCGCGCUAUGCCAAGCAGAGAUACCACCUCACGAGGAUCCUCAUUGUGGAUUGGGAUGUUCAUCAUGGCCAAGGACUGCAGUAUAUAUUUGAGGAUGAUCCCAGUGUUCUCGUCUUCUCAGUUCAUCGUUAUGAAGACGGGCGCUUUUGGCCCCACCUGCAGGAAUCUGACAGUACUGCAGUCGGAAAAGGAAAAGGAGAGGGCUUUAACAUUAACCUACCCUGGAACCAGCCUGGAAUGAACGAUGCUGAUUAUAUCUCAGCUUUUCAACAGCUUCUCCUGCCCGUCGCGUACGAGUUCAGGCCUCAGCUGGUGCUGGUCGCGGCUGGGUUUGACUCUGUGGUUGGGGAUCCAAAGGGGGAGAUGUCUGCCACACCAGCGUGCUUUGCUCACCUGACACACAUGCUGCAGUUACUGGCCGAGGGCAGGCUGAUCCUGUCUUUGGAGGGGGGGUAUAAUCUGAGGUCGACCGCGGAGGGGGUGUGCGCCUGUUUGAAGAUGCUUUUGGGGGACCCCUGUCCCAGACUGGAGUCCCCUUUCUCUCCCUGUCAGAGUGCUUUGGACUCAAUCUCCAAGACAGUGGCUGCCCAUCGCAAGCACUGGAAAUGCCUGCAGGUUCUGGAGCAAGGCCAGGAGACUGGGAGCUGUGAUUUGAACCCGGGUCCUGCGGUGGAGUCGGACGCAGUGCUGGACCGCUCCAUGAGGGAGGUGAUGAGGGGACUGCCCCCAGCACGCACAGGCCUGGUGUACGAUGAGAGGAUGAAGGAGCAUCACAACAUGUGGGACAGUCACCACCCAGAGCUGCCUCAGAGAAUCUCUCGUAUCUUCUCCCGUCACGAGGAGCUGGGAUUGGUCAGCCGUUGCCAACGGAUACCGGCUCGCCACGCCUCCGAGGAAGAGCUCGCCUUGUGCCACGGCACUGAACACAUCUCCAGGAUGAAGUCGACGGAGGGGAUGAAGCCCCGGGACCUGCACAGGCAGAGUGAGGAGUACAACUCCAUCUUCAUCAGCCCGCAGUCCUACCAGAGCGCCCUGCUCGCUGCGGGAGCCAGCUUCAACGCAGCCGAGGCCAUCCUCACUGACAAGGUCAGGAACGCGGUGGCCAUCGUCCGCCCCCCCGGUCACCAUGCCGAGCGAGACUCUGCCUGCGGGUUCUGUUUCUUCAACACUGUCGCGCUGACAGCUCGAUACGCCCAGCGCCUGUCCGGGAGAGAACUGAGGGUUCUGAUUCUGGAUUGGGACGUUCACCAUGGCAACGGAACGCAGCACAUCUUUGAGGAUGACCCCAGCGUGCUGUACGUGUCGCUGCAUCGCUAUGACAACGGGCUCUUCUUCCCCUCCUCGGAGGAUGCGGGUUCCGACCGGGCGGGGAGGGGGAGGGGUCUGGGGUACAACGUCAACAUCCCCUGGAACGCCAGCAAGAUGGGCAACCCAGAAUACAUUGCGGCGUUCCAGAGAGUCGUCAUGCCCAUCGCAUACCAGUUUGACCCGGAGCUAGUUCUGGUGUCGGCCGGAUUCGACGCAGCGCGCGGUGACCCGCUGGGCGGUUGUCAUGUGACCCCGGAAUGCUACGGUCACAUGACCCACAUGCUGCAAGCCUUGGCUGGAGGACGUGUGCUGAUCGUGCUGGAGGGUGGGUACAACCUCUCCUCUAUCUCUGAGUCCAUGUCCGUGUGUACCAGCGUUCUCUUGGGGGACAGCCCCCCCGACCUGGGUCAGCUGACCCCUCCCCACCCUAGCGCUGUCCAAUCACUGCACAGCGUCCUGCGCACGCACCGAUCACACUGGAGCGCCCUGCGACUCGCCGUUCCAGAAAGCGUGUCGUCAAGCUUGCCCACCCCCAGCCAGAAAGGUCAAAGGACCAAAGCCAAAAAGUCACCCAGACAGGAAGUGACCCCGCAGAAACGCUCGCCCGGAGAGGACACACACCCUUUGACCCCAGAAGGGGCGGCGACCCCUGACAACAGCCCCUCCGUGAGCCCUGCGGCCGUGGCAACGGUUGCCGACGACUCUGUUGAUCAAAUCACAGCGGGUCUGCAGUCAGUUGCCCUUGGAAACAGUCCUGAAAAUCAGACCAAUCAGAGCCCUGCUUCCGUGGCUGUGGGCGGAGCCAGGAGGAAAGUGAAACCCGCCUCCCCAGAGGGCGGGGGGAAAGGUCAAAGGAAGAGGUCGGGUGGGGGUGAAAGUUCAAAGGGCACACCGUCGACCCCAGGAAAGACAGAGGUGGUGGAAUUGAAAGAAAGUGCUGGGAAGAUGGAAAGCACAGAGCCCCCCUCCCUCCCUGCUGUUGCCGGGGACGAAAAGGAGACGUUGCUGGAGCUGGCCUCUGGCUGGUCGACCCCCCUGAAGUCUCAGUCAAUCUGUGAGGUGUUUUGCAAAACCCAGGAUAUGGAAGAGGGGACGAUGUUCGCUGUGGAGCCGUUGCCAUGGUGCCCGCACCUGGAGACGGUUAACCCCUUGCCUGCCGCGGGGCUGGAUGUGUUCGGGCCAUGCAGAGACUGUGGGAGCGAGGCUGAGAACUGGGUCUGUCUGGUGUGCUAUCAGGUGCACUGCGGUCGCUAUGUCAACCAGCACAUGAUGGAACACAGACAGAGCUCCGCCCACAUGCUGGUGUUGAGCUUCUCUGACCUGUCCGUCUGGUGCUACGGCUGUGAGGCCUACGUCCAUCACCAGGUGCUUCACGAUGCGAAGAACGCAGCACACAGGAUCAAAUUCGGAGAAAACAUGCCGGGACUUCAUUAAAAAAAAAAAAAAAAAAAUCAAAGAGAAGAAAAUUGAUUUCUUUGAUCGCUACGGGACGUUCAAAAAAAAAAGGAUCAGAAUCGGAAUCCUGCUGAGCUGGAAGAGUCUGCUGUCUUUUAGGUCACUGUCCACUCCAGUAUUUUAAAAUUUGAAUCAGGUUGUUCUAAAGGUUCCGAGCUGUGCUGCCAUGGCGAUAUAUCUGCUUGGAACACUUGGUUAGCCAAUGAGAUCGCUCCUUCUAUUCUUGCUGUUUUAUAAUGAACGAGACUAUUAUUAUUAUUAUUAUUAUUAUUAUUAUUAUUAUUAUUAUUAUUAUUAUUAUUAUUAUUAUUAUGCAUACUGUUGUAGUUAUUUUAUCUUAUUUUUUGUACUGUUACCAAAAAAUAUAUGAAAACAGUACUGGCAAUAUACAUUCAUUGCAGGGAUGGUAAUCAGACUCCUAUUGCACAGCAGUUUCACCCAGUCCAGGUUUUACUACCAGCUUGAUUAGCCCCCAGUGUGUCUUAAAAUAACCAUUUCAUGCAUGGAAUAUUAAAAAUAGCUGUUAGGUUUUGGACACAUAAUAACUAUGGGGUUAAACUCUUAGCAAAACCAGGAUCGGAUCACACUGCGAUGCAAUAGGAGUCUUGUUGCCAUCCCUGCGGUUUUGAAAGAAUCGUUGUCAUUUAGAGAAUGUUGUUACUUCACUUGUCUUGUAAAAAGAUUCCUUCCUGGUCCUCUCUCUGUUAACCUGUCUACUCAAAUACAAUCGAAGUUUUGCUAAACUAA